AAAGUUACCGAAGGUUCAAAUUUAAUAAAUGAAGUUGAUCGUAUAAUAUAAAUACGAAAUGAAAAUAAUAAUAGUGAUUGUGGCAAAAAACAAGACACAAAAGAAGCAAGUUUGAAGUCAAUCAGUCCUUAUUGCUCAGGGAUCCUCAGGUACUAAAACUAGCAAACACUGCUUUUGCGUGUCUUUGAAGUCAGUCUAUAACAGCUAUUGUUUCAUCUGUAUAUUACUAUAAGAAAAAUAAACACAUUGAUUUAUAUGCGACUGCUUUUUUCACAAUUAUAACCUUGUCUCGUUUUUAAUGAAAAGAAGCAUAAAUAUUUGGAUACACUCACUUUUGCCCAUUUAUAACACCAGAGAGAGAGAGAUAUAGGGAUAGAGAGAGAGACAAAGAAGUACUAGAAAGUUGAAGGAGAGUUUCUGAGUGAGAUAGAAGAAGGAAGAGAGAUGGGUAGGAGAAGGAACAUUGGUUUUGAUAAAAUUAUAGAAGAACGGAAGAUGUUGAGCUUUUUCAAGAUUUUUCAGAGUUCAGAUCUAUCUUCUGAAUGCAUGAGAGCGUUUUCUUACAGCUUCAUAAGUAGACUCUCAAGGAAAGACUUCUCUUACAAGAUGGUGAUAAGAGCGCAAUGGGGAAAGACAUGGCAUCUAGAAAUCUCCAAGAACCCGAGAUACUACUACAUUGAGAGGCGUGGAUGGGAUCAGUUUGUGAGUGACAAUGCUUUAGGAGAAAACGAGUUCAUUACCUUCACUCACAGAGGAAAUAUGGUCUUUCAUGUCAACAUCUACGAGCAGAAUGGUGUAGAGAUGCUCACACCUCGAAAAUUCCAGACAAUGGAUUCUUCUAGUGGGAUCAAGAAAGAAGGAGAGAGUAGCUUCAAAGAUGUGAAGAAGGAAGAGGAAACUGAUGAAUCCGCGGGACGAGCUGAGUUCGUAGUUAGAAAGAGGAAGACUGAGGAAUCCAAAUCAUCCAAGAAGAAGAUGGAGAGAAAGAAAGUGAAGAAUGGUGUGGAAACAGGUGAAUCUUCUCGAAGAAGUGAGCUCAAAGCUAGGAAGAAGAAAGCUGAGGGUUACAAUACAUCCAAGAAGAAGAAGAAGAGCAAGAGCAAGAGUAAGAGCAAAGAAGUGCUGAAUGGUGUUCCAGAAUUCAAAAUCACCAUAAGGAAAUCAUACCUCAAGUUCCUGGCAAUCCCAAAACAUUUUGUGGAUGAUCAUAUCCCGAAUAAGUCUAAGUUUUUCACGGUUCGUCACCCGAAUGGGAUUGGUUCAUGGAAGGUGCUCUGCUUGGUGAGGGAGAUUAGGACAAUCUUCUCAGGUGGAUACUCAAAAUUGGCAAGAGAGUAUCCUUUAAUGGUUGGUGACAAAUGCACCUUCAAGCUCAUCAAACCCUUCGAGUUUGUCCUUCUUACCUCCAAGAAGACCAGAGAUGAGAUUGAUCACUACAUGAUCGAUUGAGGAAUGAAUAUUAAGUGUCUUGUGCUUUCUUAUCUAUGGAGACAUUUGUUCUGUUUUAUGUGUAUUUGUUAAUUUCCCUGAAACUCUUUAGCUUGUAUUUUCUGUAGAACUACUAAUGUCCUGAACUUUGUUUUAAGAUUGUUAUGCAAAUCUAUCUAUCGUUUCCUUUGGCA
Molecule: messenger RNA, 1622 nt
Organism: Arabidopsis lyrata subsp. lyrata
Lineage: Eukaryota; Viridiplantae; Streptophyta; Magnoliopsida; Brassicales; Brassicaceae
Product: B3 domain-containing protein At3g17010
Exons: 4
Coding region: 445-1449 (334 amino acids)
Molecular function (GO): DNA binding
Source: RefSeq, a predicted model, not a curated record